AUGCCCGUCGAACUUGUACUCUCACCUCUUAUGAGGCCCGUGGUGAGGGCAAAAGCUGUUCUAUUCAGUCCACAUCGAAAUUCUUCACACUAUAUUCCUCAAAUUCGAGAACUCCCCGAAGACGUCUCACAAUACGCAGUUAUCAGAAGAUUCGGUUCUGGAAGUAAAAUAUUUGACGUCUUUGAUACCAACAAAGGUCAGAUGCCUGUUGGAGGCAAGAAUCCAGCAGACAAGAUAUUUUGGUUCCAUCGUUCGCGAGCUGUUAAAGGGGCAUACAAGAUGUUUUCAUCCAAGAUAUUGGCAACAGGUCCCGACGGGGAAGACGAGCCUAUUGCCGAUGUUAGAGCAGGGUUGAGAGGCAAUGUGUUAUUGAUUAGAGCACCCGAUGCUCCUGCGGCCGAGCUAGGUUGGCAUAUUCUAAAUCAUCGUGUUGAUGCAAUUGACAGCUACCGAAUGUUUACAAUGAGCAAUGGAUUAACCUAUCAAUGGACCUACAGAGGAAAAUGGUUGGAGUUGGUUCAUAAUUUAGGGGAAAAAGAGUCCGAAAUAAGAGAGAGAAUAGGUAGGGUGGUUGAGCAUGGUCCACAUGGAUUCACACUAUACAUCGAUGAAACCAAAAUGUUGAGAGAAAUUGCUCUUAGUACAGCCUUGUGCUCCUAUAUUGACCAAUGGAAUACAACUCUUGAAGUCGGAGGAAUAUACUAUGCAAAACAACCAGGCCAAGUACGCUGGAAGAGAGACUGA
Molecule: messenger RNA, 744 nt
Organism: Lodderomyces oxycetoniae
Lineage: Eukaryota; Fungi; Ascomycota; Pichiomycetes; Serinales; Debaryomycetaceae
Exons: 1
Coding region: 1-744 (247 amino acids)
Source: RefSeq, a predicted model, not a curated record